Messenger RNA from Nycticebus coucang (slow loris), 6154 nucleotides. RefSeq names its product kelch like family member 8 (gene KLHL8). Gene Ontology annotation, molecular function: protein binding. The record is from RefSeq and is a predicted model, not a curated record. NCBI's taxonomy places the organism in Eukaryota, Metazoa, Chordata, Mammalia, Primates, Lorisidae. The coding region runs from base 464 to 2317 and encodes 617 amino acids. The transcript has 11 exons.
UCGGGGGCUGAGGUGAGAGGACGCCUGGCGCCGGCCGGGGCUCUGCCGGGCGGCGCGGGAGGGCGCGCGUCCGCCUGGUGCUCGCGCGGGCUUGGGAGCCGGGGAGCACGGCUGCGUUCUUGGCGCCAUCGGGAAGAUCCGAGCCGAGGAAGGAGAAAGGAGUUUCUGUGGGUCAGGAGUCUGGGUGUACUCAGUUGCAUCUUCUGGUUGGGAUCUCACAAAGCUUUAGUCAAGGUGUUGGCCAGGCUGUGUGCUUUUGUGGAAACGCAACUGUGGAAAAAUCUGCUUCUACAUUCAUUCAGUUGAUUUUUCAAUCACAGCAAACUACAGUGGUACUUGAAUGGGUUUUGGAAAAUGUCUAAAGUUUAGUGGCUACAUCUACCUUCUGCCUUCUCUCCAGCCUUUAAAAAAGAAUAAAUGGGAUGUUUGAGAAGAGUGAUAUAUUAAAAGAAGGGUUUUGCAAAUGGCUUCAGACUCUGUGAAUGGAAAACAAGCCAGGAAUCACUUCACAAAAGGGAAAAGACACCAGCAACUAAAGAACCGAUCUUCAGUUAGUGAUGGUGGUGGAGAGGACUCUUUUAUUUUUGAAGCAAAUGAAGCUUGGAGAGAUUUUCAUGGUUCUCUUCUUGGAUUUUAUGAAAAUGGAGAGCUUUGUGAUGUCACCCUAAAGGUUGGCUCAAAGCUAAUCUCUUGUCAUAAGCUGGUAUUGGCUUGUGUUAUUCCCUACUUCAGAGCCAUGUUUCUCUCUGAAAUGGCUGAAGCCAAGCAAACACUGAUUGAGAUCAGAGAUUUUGAUGGUGAUGCAAUAGAAGACUUGGUCAAGUUUGUCUAUUCUUCCCGGCUCACUUUGACUGUUGACAAUGUCCAACCUCUCUUAUAUGCAGCCUGCAUUCUGCAGGUUGAACUAGUGGCUAAAGCUUGUUGUGAAUACAUGAAGUUACAUUUUCAUCCCUCCAAUUGCCUGGCCGUAAGAGCCUUUGCAGAAAGUCACAAUCGAAUAGACUUAAUGGACAUGGCAGAUCAGUAUGCCUGUGAGCAUUUUACUGAAGUGGUGGAGUGUGAAGACUUCGUAAGUGUAUCACCCCAGCACCUCCAUAAGCUUUUGUCCUCCAGUGAUCUAAACAUUGAGACUGAAAAGGAGGUCUAUAGUGCUGCCAUCAAGUGGCUUCUUGCCAAUCCUCAGCAUCAUUCCAAAUGGCUGGAUGAAACACUUGCACAGGUUCGUCUGCCAUUGUUGCCAGUUGAUUUUCUCAUGGGCGUUGUGGCAAAAGAACAGAUUGUCAAGCAAAAUCUGAAAUGUAGAGAUUUACUGGACGAAGCAAGAAAUUACCACCUUCAUUUGAGUAGCAGAGCAGUACCUGACUUUGAAUACUCUGUGCGGACUACCCCCAGGAAGCGUACCGCUGGUGUGCUGUUUUGUGUAGGUGGUCGAGGUGGAUCUGGUGACCCCUUUCGCAGUAUCGAAUGCUAUUCCAUCAAUAAGAACAGUUGGUUUUUUGGGCCAGAAAUGAAUAGCCGAAGGCGACACGUGGGUGUAAUCUCUGUGGAAGGUAAAGUGUAUGCGGUAGGUGGACAUGAUGGAAAUGAGCACCUAGGGAGCAUGGAGAUGUUUGAUCCUCUCACUAACAAAUGGAUGAUGAAGGCGUCAAUGAACACCAAGAGGAGAGGAAUUGCUUUGGCUUCCUUGGGAGGUCCAAUUUAUGCCAUUGGGGGACUAGAUGACAAUACUUGCUUCAAUGAUGUGGAGAGAUACGACAUAGAAUCUGACCAGUGGAGUGCAGUGGCACCAAUGAACACUCCUCGUGGGGGAGUUGGCUCUGUGGCUCUAGUAAACCAUGUUUAUGCAGUAGGCGGCAAUGAUGGAGUGGCUUCUUUAUCUAGUGUGGAAAGGUAUGACCCACAUCUGGAUAAAUGGAUAGAAGUUAAAGAAAUGGGUCAACGAAGAGCAGGCAAUGGAGUUAGUGAGCUUCAUGGUUGCUUAUAUGUUGUUGGUGGUUUUGAUGAUAAUUCCCCUCUGAGUUCAGUUGAGCGGUAUGACCCUCGAAGCAACAAGUGGGAUUAUGUGGCAUCACUUACCACUCCCAGGGGUGGAGUGGGGAUCGCGACAGUGAUGGGCAAGAUCUUUGCCGUUGGUGGUCAUAAUGGCAAUGCAUACUUGAACACAGUGGAAGCAUUUGACCCAGUGCUGAAUAGGUGGGAGCUUGUCGGAUCUGUAUCCCACUGCAGAGCUGGAGCGGGAGUGGCUGUGUGUGCCUGUUUAACUAGCCAGAUUCGAGAUGUGGGUCAUGGAUCCAAUAAUGUGGUUGACUGUAUGUGAUUCAGUUCCAGCCACCACACAGUUCAAGCAUAUGUGACAGGCAAGAAAUAAAAUGAAGAUUUUGAUAUGACUACCUUUGAACAGUUUUAACUACAACUAAAGUCUUAUUUAAGUGUUAACUGUUGUACAGUAAUUAAGUACAACUUUUGGAAUGAUAGCUGAAGAAUUAUUAGUAAUAAAAAUUAAAUUUGAUAAUUCCUGCUUUAGCAAAUUAUGGAGUAUGGAAGGAAGACAGUCUAACUUAAACACCCUGUCUGCUCCAAAAAAUGCUUAAAGGAGUACCAAAACUUUGAAAUCUUUUUUUGUUUUUAAUUUGGAUCAAUCAAAAUGUAAUUGUUGAGUUUUACCUUUUCUUUUGCCUAGAUAGUGGGUUAACCCUAGGUAGUGGGUUUUUUCCUAGGGGGAGAUUAGAACCUGUUCAUUAACAGAGACACGUAAGAGACUGCUCCUUUUGAAGAUCAUUUCUACUAGGUGCUGAUUAAUUUAUGCCUGCUUUUUUUGCCCUAGGUGUCAAUUUUUGAAUUUAUAGAAGUAGAAAAAUGUUUAGUCUUUGGAAUGCCACUGGCUGCAUUUUUAGAAGCUUAUAAGAGUGCUGUAAGAAGUCUUUAUAGUUUUAGUUUGAAUUGCCAGGGUACCAAAGGACCAUUCAGAAGAGUCUAUAGUUUUAUUUUUUUCUUUUAGUUUUAUUUUCUUCAUCUCAUGCAAAUUGUCUUUCAUAAGAAGCAAAAAGUUAACGAGAGGAAAUUUUAGAGACUGUUUUAGAUUUGAUACUACUCCCAUGCCUAAUUGAGAGAUCUUGAGAAGGUAUGGUGCAGAUUAUGUGACUCUUUAACAUAGGGAAUCUGAAAAAAACCUUGAAUGCUCUUCUUUGAUCAUUUGAUUUUGAACCCAGGAUUUAUUAACUUUUUAUUUGGUUAUUUGCCACCAUCCUGGUUUUCCUUGCUGUAUAGAAUUUGGAUUUCGUGUUUAUUACCAGAAUGUGAACCCUUUAGGGACUGCCAUUUAUUGAUUAGUUAAAGUCUAUCAUUAACCAAUAAAGCAUAAUGUUGGUUAAAAACAGAGAAAGAUUGAAACUACUGUUUUUCUCAUUAUAUUUAAUUCCUUCUAAUAUAUUUACUGAAAUUUAAUUGAAAAUAUUUCUAUAUAUUAAUUUGAAGCCAAGAUAUUGAUGCACCUACUGAUUUAACAGCUUUUCAUGGUUUUAACCAGCAUUAUAAAAUGGCCUAUUAAAUGUAUAUAUUUUUAUAAAUAUUUAUUAAGAACAUUAAAAUAUCGUAUUUUAUAUUUGCUGUGUAGUUUGGAACCUCUCUUCCAGGCCUUCCUAAGUUUUCAUUUAGUUAUGCCUUAAAACUUACUGUAGAUGACUCCUGGUCGGUUAUGUUUUAUAAGGAAGCUGGGGCAGUGAAAAAUGCUUUCCCCAUCCAUCCAGCCCAGAAGUUCAUUGACUGAUAGCUCCUACAGUCUCAUUACACGGGAUCCUGCUUGUCAGUGUAGCAGGGUGGAAAGCCACAUUACAAAAGCCAGUAUGUCUUGGUUUUGUCAAACCAUAAAAAGGAAACAUUUUAAGAGGGCUCAGACUGGCAGAUAAAAAUCUUUAGUGAAGUAGAUUUAAACUUUCCCAAAUUAUGCUAUUAAUUUUUUUUUCUGCUCUUACCUGUGGGCAGAUUCUUAAGUCAUUGCUGGAUCUGAACCAAUGUUCUCUUGUAUAACUACAACCAUAUGUCAGUCAGUUCCCAAAACAUUUAACUCUGUAGCACUCACAGGACUGGCUGUAAGUGGCUGGAUGUGGAGAGUAGGUCUCAAAACCUGGCUUCAAUUGUCCAUUUUUCUCAUGUCUAAUUGAGUUCUGGUAUUAGAAUGCUUGUUUAGCUAUGGUCAUUAGUAUGUUUAUUGUAUUUAUUUUCAGGGGGGAGGAUCUUAUUAUUAUUUCCUGAGAUUAUUUAAAAUGUUUUUUUUUCUUUAACAUUUCUGCCUUUGUUAUGUGUAUAGAGUGGGGGACUAUGGGUAUUACAUUUUCAUUACUGGUUUUUAUAAUAGAGUGGUCCACUAACAUACUAAGUUGGAAUCCUAGCCAUCCAUAAAGUGAAGUAAAGGGAACAUGUGGUUGUCUCUUACGUGAGGUAUGGGCAAUCAGAAGGAUGGCCGUGAAGGACUGACAAUAGUGUGAAAACAUGAACAGCAGAAUCAGUAUGUACAGUCUCUUUAGGACAAAAACUCAUUCUUUGAGAUAUAAAAUGAAAAUCAGGCUGAAGGAAUCAUGCAGUUGAAAAAUGAUUAUAUUCAUAGGAGUAAAGAGAUAUAAUAUCCAAAUAUUCAAACAAGAUGGCUACUUUAUUGUGACACCUGUCACUUUAACCUCUGAUAUUAACAGCACCUAGCAAAAAAUGAUAUAAAUAGAACUAAAAUAUUGAAAUUGUCAAUGGAAAAGAGAAACAGUGGGAACUUGCAUAUUUCUUGAAGAAAUAUUUCUAGGUGCUUUUGCGUGAUCCUCUCAUUUAAACGUAAAAGCCACUGCUUUCUUGUAUUGCACUGCCACUUUAGAAACCAGUUACUUGACUUUGGUUUUGACUGAUUUCACUGUAUUAUGUAACUGAUUAAUUCUAAAAUAUUUGAAUAAACUCUGUACUUCCUCUAAGGAGUGUUCAUUCUCUUAAUUCCAAAAUGAAAAAUUUAUAAUGUUGUUAAAUGCCUAGGUAAGGGAUUGUUGAAACUGCAUAAACUAUUCUCAAAAACAGUAAACUUGAGGAUUUCCUUUGCUGCUUUUUUCUAUAUGUCUUGUAUGAUAAGAAGAGAAUGGAUUUAAAAACUCAUUCAUAUUUUGUCAGGUAAGAAUGUAUCUGUGGUUUCUCAUACGAGACUUAAAGAAAUUAUUAUCAAGAUGUCAUUGGCUAUGUCUUUUUCCCCUUCAUGUGAAAUUACAAGUGGCAAUAAAACUUCUCUAUAAUAUUUCCUUAAAACUAUUUAUAAAUUUAUAUUGUAAUACUCCAGCAAAUCAAAGUAAUAAAUAAUCAUAUGUACAACCAAGUGCUGAUAUCAAAGAGUUGGGGUCACAUCAGUGCUAUUUAUUAAUACUGCAGGUAUCUAUUAACCAGAACGUCUUUCUAUGUGGUCUUGUAAAUUUGCUUCUCUAUUUUAUUGCUGUAGAAUUACAUUAAAACUAUGUAAUUGUUUAUUCCCUAUCACAACCUACAACCUACAAAAUUGUUUUAGUAAGUUGGCUAUAUUUUUUCCUUAUGUAAAAAUCUUGUGUACCUGAAAAUAGAAAGUUAUUUGUUACCCUUAGCAAAUUAAAGGUUAACACCAAUUGAUAGGUAGUUUUGCUAAUCUUAAGCAGUUGUCUUUUCACUAAUUUCAGAUUUGUACUAUAUAGACUGUGCCUUAAAAUAACUGUUGUCCUUCUGAGUAGUAACAUAGAUGAAGCAGUAGCUUUUUUAUAAGCAAUGUUGACAUUGUUAAAAACUUUCCUGAAACUUACCUUUGAAAAUAGCGUGAAUGGUUCAUUUGUAAGUCAUUCAAAAAUAUUUAGUGUCAUCAUAGUUGUAUGUUAGUUUUGACCAGAAUCUGGCCGGGGCAGUGGCUUUACAGCUGGAAUCACAGCACUUUGGGAAGCUGAAGUGGGAGGAUUGCUUGAGCCCAGGAGACCAGCCUGGACAAGAUAGUGAGAUUCCAUCUCUACAAAAAAAUCUUAACUUAAUUAUGGACCAGUACACUUGAUUUGUAAGACUUGAUUCAAAAUAUUUUAUGACUAAUUUCACAGGUGCAAUUUACCCUCAAAGGAUUAAGUAGCCACCAUGCCUGGCUACUUUUUGUAUCUUAUUUUUCUCUUUUUAUUCACUG